CUAGUCUUUUUUUUAAUCUCUAUAGUGACACCGGGACUUUUUCAUUUAGUUUAGUUUCUCGAGCAGAACGCCGUCUUCUCUCGUCUGUGUACGAAACAUUACCAACAGCCGCCCACUAAAUCAAUGGAGAUUAAAUGUAAAGCAGCUAUCGCUUGGGACUUUGGAAAGCCUCUGACAAUCGAAGAUGUGGAGGUGGCGCCCCCUAAAGAGCAUGAAGUGCGUGUGCAGGUUGUUGCCUCAGGGGUUUGCCGCACAGACUGGGCCUACCUGUAUGAGACUGGAACAGGAAUGAUGUAUAGGCCCUUUCCACUCGUUCUCGGCCAUGAAGCAGCAGGUGUGGUGGAGAGCAUUGGUCCAAAAGUGACCAAGUUUUCUCCAGGUGACAAAGUUAUUCCACUUUUUCUGCCGCAGUGUGAUGACUGUGAAUACUGUAAACAUCCCGAAUCCAAUCUUUGCAAACGUAACUGGCACAACAUGCAAGCAGGCGUGUUGGCUGAUGGAACAAGCCGGAUCUCUUGCAAAGGUCAGCAGGUGUACCAGUUUUUGGGCAUUAGUUCUUUCUGCCAGUACACUGUUGUUCCAGAUACCUCGCUUGCAAACAUUAGUAAGGACGCUCCACUGGACAAAGUGUGCCUGUUGGGUUGUGGUGUCUCCACUGGCUACGGCACCGCCGUCAAAGCAGCAAAGGUUAAAAAAGGUGCCUCAUGUGCUGUUUUUGGACUUGGAGCUGUCGGACUGGCUGCUGUCAUGGGCUGUAAGGCCAACGAAGCUGCAAAGAUCAUUGGCAUCGACACCAACUCUGACAAGGCUAGUAAGGCCAUGGAAUUUGGAGCCACUGAGUUUAUUAACUCCAAGGAUCACAACAGGCCCAUCCAGGAGGUUGUGGUGGAGAUGACAGACGGUGGGGUGGACUACGCCCUGGAAUGUGUUGGAAAACCAGCAGUCAUGAGUGCUGCGUUGGAGUCAACCAGAGAUGGCUGGGGCAUGUGUGUUGUAGCUGGAUGGACGGAGACAGAAUCAAUGAGUGUCCGUGUGGAGAAGCUUCUGAUGGGUCGCACCUUGAAGGGGACAUAUUUUGGAGGGUGGAAGAGUGUGAAAGAAGUGCCGCAGCUGGUAGACCUCUACAUGGCACAGAAGCUGAAGCUGGAUGAGUUCAUCACCGGCAACCUUCCACUGGACCAGAUCAAUCGUGCUUUUGACCACCUGAAAAGUGGGACAGGCAUUCGCACAGUUAUCCAUCUGUGAGACUCAGUGGCUGAGGACAAAACACCGCAAUCUGAUUAGAUGAUCCAGACCAUCAUCAUAUGGACAAAAACCUUAAUUUUUCCAGAUAAUAAUCACACUGACCACUAGAUGGCAGUGAAAUAUCACAUAAAACCUUUUGUGUAAGACUAAAGCAUUUCCAUCCUUAAAUAUGAACUUGACUGCAGAAAAUUAAAUACUAAAGUAUUUGUUGUUUUUUGUCAAUAUUUUAAUGUCACUGAAUGAUCAAAGUCGUCAUGUAAAAUAAUCCAGAAUGUAAUUUGUAGAUAUGAAGAUGGCUUCUCCCUGCGUCUGUCUCACUUAGCUCUGGAACUGAUGUCAGUGUGAAGAAAUAAUUUGAAAUUAAACCCACCUGUCUAGAAAAUGGCCUAAACCAUCCUUGAAGCCAAACUCCUGAAUCCAUCAUCAUCCAAAGAGAAGCAUCGGCUUCAUGUGGUCAGGAAGAGUGAAUUUUUGUUCUUGGUAAAUGUAUAUAUUUAUUAAAGACGGAGACAAGAUGAAGGGCUAAAACAACAAUUGUAGACUGCCAGGACAGCAGACAAAAGGUCAUCUGGGGAACGUUUCUCGGUGAAAUCAGGUCAGAGGAAUUUGCGUUAUUGAAGUUCCAUUCAGAUCAAAUGAAUUUUCUUGGCAGAUUCUCCCAUUUAUCCAUCUUGAUUUCAAAAGCAAAAUAAAUGGAUGCCUUUUGGAGAACAGAA
Messenger RNA from Thalassophryne amazonica, 1961 nucleotides. RefSeq names its product alcohol dehydrogenase class-3-like. NCBI's taxonomy places the organism in Eukaryota, Metazoa, Chordata, Actinopteri, Batrachoidiformes, Batrachoididae. The record is from RefSeq and is a predicted model, not a curated record. The transcript has 9 exons. Gene Ontology annotation, cellular component: cytosol. Gene Ontology annotation, biological process: formaldehyde catabolic process. Bases 124 to 1245 code for a protein of 373 amino acids. Gene Ontology annotation, molecular function: zinc ion binding; S-(hydroxymethyl)glutathione dehydrogenase [NAD(P)+] activity.